Messenger RNA from Mytilus californianus (California mussel), 4710 nucleotides. RefSeq lists its product as uncharacterized. The record is from RefSeq and is a predicted model, not a curated record. The coding region runs from base 91 to 1755 and encodes 554 amino acids. The transcript has 18 exons. NCBI's taxonomy places the organism in Eukaryota, Metazoa, Mollusca, Bivalvia, Mytilida, Mytilidae.
CCAUGUUGCAACGUCAAACAAAAUUGACUUUUACCAAUCCCUGAAAUCGUACAGUAUUGCGAUAUCAAAAUGAAAUUUUAAAAAGUGUUUAUGAUAGAUUUUAACAUGGGUAAAAAACAGAAUUAUAAGAAUGGUCGUCAUGCAACGAUGUUUGUAUAUUUACAAAGUUAUUUUGUUACCAUAGCUACCAUUUUAGGAGUUGGGAUUCUAGGACUACCUGUGACCCUGUCAAGAGCAGGAUUAUACCCUUUCCUUAUUUCUUUCAUUCUGGGAUCAGUUAUACAGGUCCUUUUGGUAUAUUUCUUUGUAGAACUACUACAGAUUGCUUAUGCUGCUCAAAAUUCAGGAACAUCUCAUAAGGAAGAGAUGGUUCCAUUGAAUGACAUGUUAGAAGAUGAUAGUUGUGAUGAAAUGGCACCUAUGGACAGUAGUACUGGUCCUGUACUGGCAGGUCAUGUGAUCAUACCUAAAGGUCAAGAAAUAGAAUCACCCAGUCUGUAUACAUUAGGAAGUUUAUUUUUAGGAUGUGGAUUUAAACAGUGUUUUGAAAUUAUACUGUUUUUACAAUUUGUUGGAUUUUUAAUAAGUUAUGCUUUAGCUGGUAGUGAGGCAUAUGCACAGAUCAUUGGAGUGGACUUGCGUUAUGUUAUACCUAUGUUUGUUUGGAUUUGCACAUUUGCUGUUGUGUUUGCUCUGCAGUUAGUACAGCCAGUUGUUUCAGUUUUAACUUUCUUUAAAGGAUCACUUUUAUUAGGGACUGUGAUAAUUACAUUUAUUGUUGGAUCAGAAGUAAACAGAGAAAUCCAUGAUGAUUUCAAAGCCACAGGAGAACCAUUCCUAAUGGGAACAGUAGCUUUAGGUGGUGUUAUAAACACAAUGCCAUUAAUGUAUACAAAAGUCAAACCAGAGGCAAAUCAGAUAAAGAACUUUCGUCUGUCUGUGAUAUUAGGCCUUUUGACAUGUAUGGUGCUUAAUGUUUUAUGGUGCUGGGCUGUACUGGACAUUGUACCACAGACAUCAACAUUCCCCUGUAAAACUGGCAUUUGUCACAGUAAUAUAUCUUUAGCUAGAUCCAAAUCAUUAGGAGAGAUUUCAACCAUUCCAUUAACAGAGAUUAUUAGAGCCAAGUACCCAGAAUAUACAUGGGUGUCUUUGUUGGUUGAAUCAUUCAUUGUCGUCAGUAUAACAGUGUCAUUUCUGGUCAAUGGAGCUGUCCUAUAUCAUACCUUGACAGGAUGGAUAAAAUCUUUAUGGCCAAAAGAUAAAGAGUCAGCUUAUAAAUCUAAGAAGAUAUGCUGUAAUGGAGAAUGUGUGUGUAAUAAGGUUGUUUCCCUGUUUCUGUUCAGUAUUGUAUUCGUAGUAGCCAUGUUAGAUCCAAGAGGUUUUAUAGAAAUAUUGGAGAAAUACUCAUCAUUGGCAAUUAAUUUAGAAGCUGGAUUAUUUGUAUUUAUAAUGAUGCUUAGUGCCAGGAAGAAAUAUACAUUACAACAUAAAAUUGCAGUAAGGAUUCCUGGCUACAUGAGACCAUUACAGUUACUUAUACCAUUAUAUUUUGGUUUUGCUGUAGUCUAUGAUCUAUAUAGUGCCUUAAGUGAUAUAAUCCAAGAAAGUUCACCAGGAAAAAUAAAUUCUACUCAAUUAAAUAACAGUGUUAUAGAGAAGGUAACACAGAUAUUUGACAGUCAUGACACAACAUCUAGUCUUCAGCCUACAACUCUUCCUUUUAAUUCUACAAACUUUACCAACAUGUUUUAAGUACAUUGACGAAUCAGUGGAUUUUAUAAACUUUAAUGACCGCUCUUCAAUAUGAGAUUUGAUCCUUAUUUAUUUUGCUUGUGUUCAUUGUUGAUAACAUUGUACUUUAAGUGUUACUAUAUAUGUAUAUUUGAAACCAAAGCUCUAGGAAACAUGGUAUCUGUUUAAUAUUUAAUGUUGCUCAAUUUUUAUUGUUUCGCCUAAACAAAGUAAAAAAAGCGAGACUUAGGUGUGCUGUUUCCGACAAAAAAGUGCUUGUGUUUUGUAUCAUGAUAGAUAUUUCUUGAUUGAUAAGAGCCAAAGAUGUGUGGGAAAUUUCAAAUACAGUUUUAUUAAAUCAUACCACAUCUUCUUAUAUCUAUUUAUUAAAUAAUUUGCAUAUUAUUUUAACUGAUAUGGCAGAAGGUGUACAUUUACAGUGCAAAUUCCUCCUAAGGUACCUGAUCCAACUUCUUUUGACUUCUAUGAACUACUUCUCUCUCUCAUGUUUAUAUAUAAUGGUUCUUUAAGGACCAGUUUAGAAGGUUGUGUGAGUCUUUCUGAAGUACCAAGGGUUAUUUGAAAUAAGAGUUUUUGCUUAUGGGGAUAUUUUAAUGUUUAUAGCAUAUGUAUUAUAUUUUUUAAUGUUUUUUUUUAUGUAUUUUAUAAUAUUGGGUAAUUGUGAACUCAAUUUGUAUUUAUUAUAUAUAAAUAAUCUAUUAUAAAAAGUAAUACAAGACCUCCAGGACAGUAUAAGAGAAUGAAAUGUACUUUCAGAUAAAUAUAUGAAUGUAUUAAAUAAACUUAUUACAUUGCUUGUAAUGAAUUACCAUGAUUUCCCAGUGAAAUAAAAACCGAUAAUGUCACAUGUGAAAUAAACUCGGUUAUUUCACUCCUCUGACGUCAUACAACAAUAGGUGUUGUCAAGACGUUGUCGAUGAAGUCGCAUCAAAGCAACUGUGAAUGCGUAGAAAAAGAUAUAGUUCCUUACAUUUUCUACUUUAAUUCCACUAAAAAUCCCAUUGUCAAUGUAAUAAAAUGAAUAACUAAUCAAAGAAUUCAAAUAUCGAAAAAUAUUAAACUCGUAAACUAACAACACUGAUAAUUAACUCAUGCGCUACUCGCAUUCGUGAAUUAAUGUGUAGUUCGGUCACUUGUUGAAUAUUUUUCUCUAUUUGAAUUCUUCGAUUAGUUAUUAUAUAAUUAACUAUAAUUAUUGCACCAUAAUUUCGACUUGGAGCAUAAUUCUUUAAUAUUGGCUUAAAGCAAUAGUUGUUUUUAGCUUUAUUAGCUUAUUAGAGGUGACAAUAAAUAAAAUUUCCUGAGCAAUAUUAGAAUUUCAGAUACUUCUGAAAUAUAAUAAAUCAUACUACAAUAAUCCACACACAGAUUCAUUUAUAAAUGAAGUUUGUUCCGAAAUGACAAUUUUGAUCUUUAGCAUCAUCUUAAUUGUACCAUGAUUAUAUUAAAUCUUGUGUAUAUGAAACAAAUUAUGAAAGGAUUGUAUUUCAAACAGAAGUCAAAGCAUGAAAACAAACAUUUGCUACUGGAAUAAAAAAUCCAAUAGAUGUGUAGCAAUUAUUUAAAGUUAUAUAAAACUGUACAACUUAAAAUAAGUUAGUAGUGAAAACAAAUUUAUUCAUAAUUAUUUUUUACUGUUAAUUUUAAUUUCAAAAAUGACAAUUAGAAAAUUACAUCAUAUUACAAAUUCCUAUCAGAUGAUAACCUGUAUCAAGCCCAAAGAUAUGAUGGUAUACAAAAAAUGUUUAGAUGUCACUUAGAGAUGAAAAUAUUCUUGAAAAAAGAUAUUUACAAAACAUGUGUCACCUUAUAUUUGAAAAAAGAUUAAGUUUUUUUAAGGUUCAAGUGUUUUAAGUAUUGAAAUUGUUCAUUCAUUGGCACUUUGAGAACAUAACCAAAAACUUAUGAAUGGGUUCUUGAAGAUUUUAUUUAAAGGUUUUAGUUAAAUUAGUAUAAAAUAAAGUGAAUGGUUGUUAUCAUAUUUGAUACAUUUAUCAUUGUCCCCUUUUUAACACAUCUGACUUAAAUGUCAUGUGACCUGGCAUGUUAUCAUAUCUAUUUCUGUCACCUGGUGUGUGUCAUCUCUGUGGCCACUAAUUCUAAAUUUCAAGCAGCUUUCUUAAAUUAUUGAACCAAAUUUGGCAGGAAUAAUGUAUAGAGGUUUUUUUUUAUAAAAUCUCUUUUCAUUAACCAUAUGGAUUGUAAAAUUCUCAAAGUGGUGAAUUUCUCUGAAAUAAAAUUACAGUAGGUUUAGAUGGUGCCGUUUAGAUGAUUGAAGUGGUGGAUAAUUUCAUAUUGUUUCCACUUUCAAUGUGAUAAUAAAAACAAAACAAAUAGGUCUUUGUGUAAAUGUUGUUUGCUCCUAAAAGGGAUACCGGGUAUGUAAUAUAAAAUUAUUCAAAUGAUGAUUCAAAUUACUAAUUUGCUCAUUAUUAGAUUGUUUUGUUUAUUGGCAAGGAAGUUUAAUAUUAAUUGUGCAAUAAUGGAUUAUGUGAUUAUUUUUAUGUACAGCAAAUAUAUAAAUCUGGUAAAAAAAAGUGUAAAGUAUGCAAAUUAUUGUGUCAUAAACCUGAUAUAUCAGUGAAAGGGUUAACUAUAAAUAUUUUCUUAUGACAUUUUUACAAAGUUGACACUAUUUCAGUGUUAUAUCAAUCGAAUCAAAGUAAUGUAUUUUAACAUACAUUAUUUUUAUUGAGUUUUAUGGUAUGAUAUUUAUCAUGAAGGAAAGUUAGAUUAAUUAUGCUAAUCAAGGACAUAUGUUAGUUAUACGUCCUUGUGCUAAUGUUUUAUUAAAUAUAACUUUAGGGUUUGGGCUACUGUCUUUUGUAAAAUAUUUUAUUAGUAGAAGAAAUGCAUAUUUUAGAAAUUAUUUUUUAUUACUUUUGAUCUGAAGAUUUUAAAUUAUGAUCAUUACAAUAUUUAUUUAUCUUUAUUAAUAAAUAUAUUAAAAUCUUA